Messenger RNA from Paramecium pentaurelia, 1546 nucleotides. Lineage: Eukaryota; Ciliophora; Oligohymenophorea; Peniculida; Parameciidae. The record is from the annotation of a GenBank genome assembly.
AUGUAAAAUCGUUAAGAAUUACAAUCAAACCCUAUUUUCUAAUAGGUUUGUUAAAAACUAAAUUUUUAACCAGAUUAAUUAGAACCAUAAGAUUUUGAAGAGUUCUACUAAGCAAAUUAAAAGAAAUACAAUAUGGAUGAAGAGGGUAUAAUUCAAAUAACAUAAUAGCUUGGGUUGUUUUAUGGGAAGGUCAAGAGGAAAAGAAAUAAAAUAAGUUAUAAUAAGUACUUAAAAUAGUUGAGUUAGAAGAAUUAAAAGCAGAAGAAGAAAAAAAGAAAUCUUUUGCUCAUUUAUUGAUUUAGUUAAGUUAGAGUCAAUCAACUAAAAUUUAAUAAAAAUAAUUAGAAAAAUUAAGAGCAGGCAAUUUAAAGGAUCUAAGAUUUUAUGUAGAAUAAUAAAUUUCAUAAUUAACUAAUAAGAAAAGCUUUAUACCUAGAUAUAAAGAAAUUGAUAUAUUCAAAGAAAGAAGAAUGAUUGAAAUGGAUUAAGAGAGAGAUAAACUAUUAGAAACUAAGGUUUUAAAAUUUAGUCCUCCUUUAGAGACCAAAAAGAAAAUUGAUAGUAAUUUAGUUUUUGUAGGAUUGGAUAAACUUGCUCCAAGAUAAAUAAAAUUAAGUUCAUAUGAAUUUGAUGUUGAAAAUUAUGAUCCUGAAGAUGAUGUUAAUUAUGAAUUAGAACAAUAGCUUUUAGAUUAAAUAGAAGAAGAACUUAGACAAGGUAAAAGAACAGAUAAAAAUGUUACUGAAAUGGUCAGAAGACCAGAAGUAAAGAAGAAAAAAGGAGAUUAAAUAUAAGAAGUAUAAAAAAGAAAUUAAGAAUAAAUGGAAGAAAAAAGAAAUUAAUUAUUAGAGAAAUAAGAAAAAGAGGAAGAGAGAAUUAAUUAGAGAUAGCUAUAAAAAUAGAGAGAAUAAAAAUAGAAAAUAAUAUCUAAUUUUAUGAGAUAAUAAGAUAAAAAAGAAAACUAAAAUAGAAUAUAAUUAGUUGAUGAAUUGAAUAAUGAAUUAUUACAAAAAAAAAUUGCAGAAAAAAAUAAAAAAGUAAAUAAAUUUCAAAAAAAUAAAUCUAACUAUCAUAAAUAAAAAUUUUAAAUAAAUAGAUAAUUAGAUGAUUAUGAUAUGAAUUUAAAUCAACUACUUGAAGAUUAUUAAGAUGGAAUGAUUUCUGCAAAUGUAUUAGAAUAAGCUAUUUCUGAUGUUCCAGUCAAUAUAUAAGUUUAAAAAACUUAAGCUUAAAAAGUUUAAUUAUCUCAAAAGAAAAAGUCUUCUAAAACUUUAAGUUAAAAAAAUUAAUAAGAAUUAAUUGAUUUAGAAUAAAAACAUAAUUUAGAAUUAAGAAUGGUAUUAUCUUUAUUUAAAUUUAGUUAAUUGAAAGAGAAGAACUUGCUGAAUUAAAUAGAUAAAAAUCAAUUAAUAAUGGUGUUUCCUAAGAAAUAUUAGAAUUAUUUGAAAAAUAAAGAGAAGCAUCUAAAAAGAGAAUCUAGAAUACUUUAACAAAAUAGAAAAUGGAGAUUUAAAAUAAAUUAAGAUUAUAUUCUAAAUCUCGUUGA